This is a messenger RNA of Dibothriocephalus latus, 381 nucleotides long. NCBI's taxonomy places the organism in Eukaryota, Metazoa, Platyhelminthes, Cestoda, Diphyllobothriidea, Diphyllobothriidae. The record is from the annotation of a GenBank genome assembly.
AUGAUUCGGGUUAAGUUAUCAUGGCUUGCGGUUCCCUUUUUGCUGAAGACUGUUGGCGAGCACCUCUUCAGCGUAGAGCCGGGACUCUCUACCUUUGCAAAGUUCCCCUCCGAGGCCAUUGACAAUCUACGCCCGCUGGUAGAGUACGCGCAGGAGUAUGUACCCGAGGAAUGGCGUUCCAGUACACCCAUAAUUCUGCGUGCAACAGCCGGACUGCGUUUGCUGCCGGAGAAGUCCGCCAAUGACCUUCUGGCUUCGAAUGAGUCGGUGUCAAAUUUCUGUAGCCUAAACCUCAGCUCAAUUUUAUCAGCAGUGUGCAUGAGUGUUGACCUGGCCGGUGAAACUGAAGGCGUUCGCGCUAUCUAUGCCAGGCUUCCUUAA